Molecule: messenger RNA, 2340 nt
Organism: Paramormyrops kingsleyae
Lineage: Eukaryota; Metazoa; Chordata; Actinopteri; Osteoglossiformes; Mormyridae
Gene: ebi3
Product: Epstein-Barr virus induced 3
Cellular component (GO): membrane
Molecular function (GO): protein binding; cytokine receptor activity
Source: RefSeq, a predicted model, not a curated record
UACUGCUGGAAAUCACAGAGGACAGAGACAGACAAUCUGAACGCUUCGUCGUGUGAACUUCUUGUCCCUCUUCUGUGCUGGCAUCGUGCCACGGACGGUCAGCGCCGUAUGAUGUGCCGUCCUGGCAGGGUGAUGAGAGGCUGGAUCGUUAUACUGCUCCUCCAUGCAUCAGCCUGUGCUGAUGCCCCCCACCCCCUGACGGAUGACCUUCCUGUAACAGAGCUCUACGUCGGUGUAGGCUCUACGUUCUCCACCGCCUGCGGGGGCGUGGAUGAGGGCCCGGGGGAGGUCGGGGUGGAGUGGAUGCGUAACGGGACAGUGCUGACCCCAGGAGGAUUCCUGACUCUACAAAACGUCAGUCUAGAGAGCGGAGGCAUUUAUACCUGCCACGCUGCCAACGGCACCAUGCUACAGAGGCUGCACUUGCAACCAGGCUACCCACCCUCAACUCCAGAAGUUCGCUGUUGGUCUCCUAAUUAUCCUCAUAGUGUCAUAUGUUCCUGGGAUGAACAACCGGAGCCAACGCUGCCAACAAGCUACAUCGCCACCUACAGCUUGCAACACUCCAGAGAAGUGCUGCCAUGUCAUAGUGUCCCAGACGCUAAUCGCCGCUGUGUGAUGCAGGGGAUGAAGCUCUUCAGUAUUGACCACUACAUAUUCAAUGUCACAGCUAUAAACCCGCUGGGCUCGUCUACCCGCCUUCUGCUCUUCACCCUGGAGGAUAUCGUAAAACCAGACCCCCCAGUUAACGUGAGGGUUGUACCAGGCUUCACUAAGCAGCUGAUCGUAGAGUGGGCUCCACCCCCUACCUGGACUAACCUCCCAUACUUUCCACUCAAAUACAAAGUGAGGUUCUAUAGGAACAGCAAGGCCUCUGCACGCAUUCUCGGUCCAUACGAGUCUUUAAAGAUGACUCUGAAGGGGCUUUUACCGGGGAGCACGUACUACAUCCAGAUCUCUGCCCAGGAACUGCUGGACGUGGGCCAGAGCAGCGACUGGACCACGCCUAUAACAGCCACAGUAGCUUGACAGCCCCCCUUCCAUGCAAGUCUCACGUCCUCAGAGCUGCUUCCCGCAAGUACUGUGGCACCCAAAACUGCGUGAUUACCUCCCUCAGUUGCCUAAACAUCCACAAACUUUUUACCUACGUCUUGACAUACUCCUUAUCCUUCAAGUACACCCUUUAAAGACCUCAGAUACAAUUCAUCAUGAAAUUACAAAAAUGAGCAGACCCGCGUGACACCUAUGGCACCUUUGAGACACAGUGUAAUGUAGGUUCUGAAAUAUACAUCAAACCAGCUGAAUAAAUUAUUACAGUGAAUCCUCCACAAUGCAUUCUGGGCUCUACUCUUAAAUGAUCUCAUUCUGUAGGACUCGAAGUAACCAGAUGGAAAAACAUAUGCACCACCGCUUACCUCAUGCCAGAACCAGGAAAUGCAAAUAACAAUGAAUUAAAAAGGUAUUUUGGUAUGUAUACUAAUCAUUUUAACACUGGUACAUAAUUUCUUAAUUAGGGAACUUAUUUGGUAACUUUCUAAUAUUGUCAAUACGUAACAUAGGAUAUCAAAUUUAAACAUGCUCACAAAAACAUACGGUUAGAAAAAUAAUUCAUAAACAUAAAACACAGAAUUUUAAGGCAAUAUUAGAUGAGAAAAUUAUACAUUUUAUUCCAAUUGUGAUACAAAACAUAAACACGCAAUAAAAAGCAUUACAUAAUAUGGUAAUGGAUACAUUUUAGGUCUAAAUUUUAUCUGGCUGCUGGGGUAUAUUUUGGGAUAUCUCACUUUGCACCGCAGUUCAUUUAGACCUCCAUAUGAGAGAUAUGCGCAAAUAAUGAGAUUCCAUUUCUAAGUGCCAACCCUGAUCGUCCUUAGCAGCAGACUGCGGCAUGUGUCAGUUUAUUGUGACACCGGGGUUCACAGAGGUCUGUAUUAUAACAUGAGCAACUGCGCAAAAGAAUGUCUAAUAGCACAAAGUGGUUGUAUCAGUGUAUUAUAAUUCUUACAUGUUUAAAAUAACAUUAAUGAUGCCGGUUGUGGUUUUUGUGGUUUCAUUUAUUUUCAGCUCGUUACAAUUCAAUCUGAAGACUGCCACAGUCUAACGCCAGUAUCAAGAUAAACUGCAAAUAUGUUUUCUCCAUACGUACUAUAAAAAAUAACAAGAAGGUUUAGAUUUUCUAGAAACUUAGAGGUCCACUCUUCCACACAUUUACCACCAAAGUCCAUACGCUGGACUUUCCAUUUCAAAUUAGAGACCCCGCUGAAGUGAGCCGAAAUGUUAUACAUGAAUGUCCGACAAGCAACAUUAUAGGAAACGUUCCUUUUACAUAUGACAUUACAA